GAUAAGCCCAUAGUCAUCAACACCAUGGAAACGGACCUUGCUACUCUUUUUCGCCGGAACAACCGCUACAGGUCGUAAUUUCUCCACCAUCCUCCGCCGUCUGAUUCACUACACGCUCCAUCACCAUUUCCAUUUAUCAUGGAUAACUUUUCCCUUGCUUCAUCCACCCCACACUAUUGUUCUACAUUUUCCGGCAAACCAUACUCCAUUUCCGCCACCACUCUUCCGUUCUACUCCAUCACCACUUGCUGCCACGACUCCGAGAACCCCAGCACCACCUCUUCCUCCUCCUCCAUCCGCCGUCCCACUAAUAACAAACCCUUCAAACCAAUCGCCAAUUCCCCCAUCAAUCCUCACCCUCCAAAACCAAAAACCCACAUCACAAAUCCCCUUCAAACCCUCCUCAAUCCCACCCCUAAAAGAAACCCAAUUGAUAAUAACUCACAGACCCUAACAGAAAAGCUCUGGUUAACCAGCAAACUUUCUCCCCCACCACCACCACCACCACCACCACCACCGGAUUCUUCCCUAUCCGAAACUGAUUUGAAUGAAUUUGAGAAUAGUAAUUUGGAUAGGUCAGGUGAUUUCGGAUCCAAGCGAAGUGAGUACAGAGAAAAGGGGAAAAUCUUUGUGGGGAAUCUUCCACUGUGGAUAAAGAAGAACGAACUUACUGAAUUCUUUAGGCAAUUUGGACCAAUAAAGAAUGUGAUAUUGAUAAAGGGUUACAAUGAUACAGAAAGAAACAUGGGAUUUGGGUUUGUAAUAUAUGGUGGUUCAACGGCUGAAAAGUCGGCAAUGAAGGCAGUGGAGUUUGAUGGUAUGGAGUUUCAUGGGAGGGUGUUAACUGUGAAGUUUGAUGAUGGGAGGAGAAGGAAGGAGAAGUCUGUGGAGAGGGCUAGGUGGAUUGAAGGGGAUGAGAGUGUAGAUUAUAAGUCGAAAUGGGAAGAAGAGAGGGAGGGUUCACGAAGAGAGCUUAAGAAGGUGCUGGAAACUCAACCAGAGAAUUGGCAGGCAGUUGUGGGAGCUUUUCAAAGGAUCAAGAAGCCUUCCAGGAAAGAGUUUGGACUUAUGGUUAACUAUUAUGCAAGGCGAGGGGACAUGCAUCGUGCACGAGAAACUUUUGAGAGCAUGCGGGCCAGGGGAAUUGAGCCAAGCUCACAUGUAUUUACUAGCCUAAUUCACGCUUAUGCAGUAGGUAGAGAUAUGGAGGAGGCACUUUCUUGUGUAAGGAAAAUGAAAGACGAGGGGAUUGAAAUGAGUUUGGUGACAUACAGUAUUCUUGUGGGAGGAUUUGCUAAAGUUGGUGAUGUAAAUGCUGCAGAUAAGUGGUUCAAGGAGGCCAAAGAGACACAAACAACUCUAAAUGCCAUUAUAUACGGAAACAUAAUUUAUGCUCAUUGCCAAACCUUCAACAUGGAGCGUGCCGAAGCCUUGGUGAGGGAGAUGGAGGAAGAGGGCAUUGAUGCUACGAUGGAUAUUUACCACACGAUGAUGGAUGGUUAUACAAUGAUUAAGAACGAAGAUAAAUGUCUCGUGGUAUUUAAGAGGCUUAAGGAAUGCGGCUUUACACCAUCAGUAAUCACUUAUGGAUGUCUUAUUAAUCUUUACACCAAGAUGGGAAAAGUUUCGAAAGCAUUGGAGGUGAGCGAAACGAUGAAAUCCGAUGGCAUAAAGCAUAACAUGAAGACAUAUUCAAUGUUAAUUAACGGGUUUAUAAAGUUGAAAGAUUGGGCUAAUGCAUUUGCAAUAUUCGAAGAUGUGGUGAAAGAUGGUUUAAAGCCCGAUGUUGUGCUUUAUAAUAACAUUAUUCGGGCAUUUUGUGGGAUGGGAAACAGGGAUCGUGCAAUUCGUAUGGUCGAGGAAAUGCAAAGAGCGAGACAUAAGCCGACUUCACGAACGUUUAUGCCCAUCAUUCAUGGUUAUGCAAGAGCUGGAGAAGCUAGAAGAGCUCUUGAAGUGUUUAAUAUGAUGAGAAUGAGUGGAUGCAUCCCGACUGUCCACACUUUCAACGCUCUAAUUCUUGGUCUAGUCGAGAAACGCCAGAUGGAAAGGGCUGUAAAAAUAUUAGAUGAAAUGUUGCUGGCGGGUGUUAGCCCAAACGAGCACACGUACACCACAAUCAUGCACGGUUAUGCAUCAUUGGGUGAUACCGGAAAAGCAUUCGAGUACUUCUCCAAAGUUAAAAACGAGGGAUUAGAUCUUGACGUGUUCAUAUACGAGGCGCUGCUCAAGGCAUGUUGUAAAGCCGGGAGGAUGCAAAGCGCGUUAGCAGUGACCAAAGAAAUGCAUGCCCGGAAAAUUCCGAGAAAUACGUUUGUUUACAACAUACUUAUAGACGGAUGGGCUCGAAGGGGUGAUGUUUGGGAAGCCGCUGAUCUAAUGCAACAAAUGAAGCAAGAAGGGGUUCAACCCGACAUCCGUACCUACACAUCUUUGGUGAAUGCUUGUUGCAAAGCGGGAGAUAUGCUUCGAGCAGCGAAAACCAUCAAAGAGAUGGAAUCAGCAGGAUUGAAGCCGAAUGUGAAAACAUACACCACGUUAAUUCACGGCUGGGCGCGUGCUUCGCUUCCCGAGAAGGCUUUACGAUGCUUUGAAGAUAUGAAGUCGGCCGGAUUGAAACCGGACCGAGCCGUGUAUCAUUGUCUGAUGACGUCAUUGCUGUCACGAGCUUCGGUUGCCGAAGACUACAUUUACUCGGGUGUUCACCGUAUCUGUGCGGAAAUGGUGGAGUCGGGAUUGACGGUCGAUAUGGGAACUGCGGUUCACUGGGCACGGUGUUUGCGCAAGAUUGAAAGGGGUGGUGGAGAUAUUACGGAAGCGCUUCAGAAAACGUUCCCACCUGAUUGGAAUUCGCAGGACACACUUGACGAGAUUUCGGGAGUCGAGGGGAGCGACGGUGAUGGUGAUUACGAUGAUGGACUGCGUUAUGACGAUGAUUCUGAUGAUGAUUUUGAUGAAGUUUGAUAUUUUAAGGUUGUGGUACUAGAUGUAUAUUUGGUAAAUGUCUUCGGGUAGCGAUGCUGUAUUAACUUGUACGUUAAGCAAUGAAAGUUGUAUUUGUUCUCGUUU
Cynara cardunculus var. scolymus (artichoke) is the source of this 3069-nucleotide messenger RNA. RefSeq names its product pentatricopeptide repeat-containing protein At5g04810, chloroplastic. The record is from RefSeq and is a predicted model, not a curated record. Gene Ontology annotation, molecular function: protein binding; RNA binding. Bases 139 to 2964 code for a protein of 941 amino acids. NCBI's taxonomy places the organism in Eukaryota, Viridiplantae, Streptophyta, Magnoliopsida, Asterales, Asteraceae. The transcript is spliced from 10 exons.